This is a messenger RNA of Naegleria lovaniensis, 1473 nucleotides long. RefSeq lists its product as uncharacterized. NCBI's taxonomy places the organism in Eukaryota, Heterolobosea, Eutetramitea, Acrasida, Naegleriidae. The transcript has a single exon. The record is from RefSeq and is a predicted model, not a curated record. Bases 1 to 1473 code for a protein of 490 amino acids.
AUGAGAGCAAUUGGCGGGGUAAUAUUAACAACAACCUUUGCAAGUGCUGUUGAAGGUAGAAUUGAAACUAAAAUAUCGAAGGAUGAUUCUAAACCAUUCCUUGAAAAAUUUUCCUACCAUUUUACAAAACCACUUCCAAUACUUCAUGCCACACAAGUAACAACGUUUUUAGACAAGUUUAUUGAUACCAGUAGAAAACGUAACAACAAUUCAGAUAUUUGGAAGCUUGUUGCAACAUUUUUGCAAGGUCCAACAAGACGGUGCGAAGAAUUUCUUCAAGACAUUUAUUUAGAGUUGAAAGACUCAACAACACCUGAAAUAAGAUCAUUUGAAGAGUUUGUAUAUACAAUUCUUUGCAACCUAGUUGACAAAAAAAAGGAGUAUAGUCAAGGAAAAACUAAUCAACCCUUAUAUAAGAGCUUGUUUUACAGAUUAGCUUUGCUUGGUGAGGCAAAUUUAACAAAAGCUAAACAUGUUAUUUCGUCAGAAACAAGUGUAUCAAACUCUGACGAAGAAAAUGCUGCAAGGUUCUUAUUAACACAUGGCUUGAGUUAUACCUAUGAUUAUACUAACAAAAUAUAUAAGAUUGUCAGUCCAAUAGAAAGAAUGAGAUUACUUAAGACUCUUCAACAAGAGGCAUCUAAGGUUCAAAGUGAUUGGUUUUUAUAUUCUCACAAGCAGUUAAGCGAUAUUGGUGAUAUUUCACCUCUCUCUGAAGUUGCUGCUGUAUAUUUUAUUUUGAACCACUUUAAAUUCUUCAAGCAACAAUUUCCAGGGACUUAUUUGCAAAACUAUAAUUUGCAAGCAAAUUAUUAUGUUGAAGAUUCAGAAAUUUCCAAAGAUUCAUUGAGCACUGAUUUCAAAAUUUCAUCACUUCUUAUUAACACAAUACACUGCAAUAUGAAAGGAUUGCAAACAAUCCAAUAUCCAUUAACAGGAAGCAACAAAGACCUUUUACCACAGUUUUUAGUACGCCCAUGCCACCAUGCAGGACCUGAUGUCAUAGGAAUGUUAGUACGUCGUUCUUCCGAUAAUAAUGAACUUCCUAUGUGCAUUCCAGUUGUUGCCGCUGUCACGAGGAUGACAGGAAACACUACAAAAUUCCAGAAAAACUAUGCCACAACUGAUCUUUCUAAUUUAUAUCAUGAAAACUUAGCAACUAACAUCUCUCCACCCACUAAUGCACUUGCAGUGAAUGAGAGAAAUUCCUUGGACACACCUAUUACUGAUAUCAUGAAAACUGGAAAGAUUUUGAGAUUAUUAUUUCAUCCCAAUGAAUCAUUUAAUACGCCUCUCAGUGACAGAAUUCCACAAUACAGUAAUGGUGCCGACGAGGUGGAAAAAGCAUUCUCUGAUCAUGCAGUGCUUACCAAGAAGGGACAUUUGGUCUAUGAAAUUUCGAAAAAUAAUUCAAUAUGGGAAAAUUAUCUCAACAGCAACGGCUUGUCUGUUUUAGGUGGUGUAUUUCAAUAG